Verticillium alfalfae VaMs.102 is the source of this 1434-nucleotide messenger RNA. Its product is annotated as bifunctional polynucleotide phosphatase/kinase. Gene Ontology annotation, molecular function: polynucleotide 3'-phosphatase activity; double-stranded DNA binding; ATP-dependent polydeoxyribonucleotide 5'-hydroxyl-kinase activity. Bases 1 to 1434 code for a protein of 477 amino acids. The transcript has 5 exons. The record is from RefSeq and is a predicted model, not a curated record. NCBI's taxonomy places the organism in Eukaryota, Fungi, Ascomycota, Sordariomycetes, Glomerellales, Plectosphaerellaceae. Gene Ontology annotation, biological process: DNA repair.
AUGUCCUCCUCGUCCAAGCGCAAGCCCUCCGAUGCACCAGUAUCACCACCCCCUCUCAAGAGGAAGCUCGCUUCCGGCACCACAAAGGGCGCGGUCGCCAACUUCUUCACCCCAACAUCCCAGAAACCCAAGGACCGCACCGCCUGGUCAGAGCGCGCCCCGAACAACGACACGCCAGCAACCUUGCUCGUUGCCAAGUACGAACCUGAAGCCAAAGAAGAGACUUCGACAAACAAGAGGCGGAAAGUGGCCGCCUUUGAUCUUGACUCGACCCUCAUCGCGACAUCUUCAGGCAAGAAGCACGCCUCCGACGGCAAUGAUUGGAAAUGGUGGCACCCCUCUGUGCCGGCCCGCCUCAAACAACUCUACAACGAUGAAAACUACCGCCUCAUCAUCCUCUCCAACCAAGCCGGCCUGACCCUACACCCGGACCCCAAAUCCAAAACCCCCAAAGCAAACGCCGCCAAGCGCGUCUCCGACUUCAAGACGAAAUGCGCCGCCGUCCUCGCCCAGCUCGACCUGCCCGUCACCCUCUACGCCGCCACGGCAAAGGACAUGUUCCGCAAGCCCCGCCCCGGCAUGUGGCACGAGCUCUGCCGCGAUCACGACAUCACGGAGGACGUCGACCUUGCGAGCAGCCUCUUCGUAGGCGACGCCGGCGGGCGUGUCGCUGCCGGUGCGACAGCCCGCGACUUCAGCUGCUCGGACCGCAAUCUCGCGCACAACAUCGGCGUCCCCUUUAAGACGCCUGAGGAGUUCUUCCUCGACGAGCCGCCGCGCGUCUUUGCGAGGGAGUUUGAUCUCGCGCUGCACCCGUACGUUGAAGCCGCAGGCACAGACAAGGGCGAGGGCGCGGACGAGGCGCCCCUCUUCGAGAAAAAGAACAAGCAAGACGUCGUACUGUUCUGCGGCCCGCCCGGCGCGGGCAAGAGCACAUUCUACUGGAGACAGCUCCAGCCUCUGGGCUACGAGCGCGUGAAUCAGGACAUACUCAAGACGCGGGACAAGUGCGUCAAGACGGCGAGGGAGCUCCUCCAGGGCGGAAAAUCCGUCGCCAUAGGUACAAGCCGCCCCAUGGCAAGGGAUGAGAAACAAUGCGUGGCUGACAAAACAUGCCCUCCAGACAAUACAAACGCCGACCCCGACACGCGCGCCGUGUGGGUCAAUCUCGCCAAGCAGCACGACGUCCCCGUGCGCUGCGUGUGGUUCAAGACGCCCCUCUUCGUCUGCGAGCACAAUGAUGUCGUCAGGGCGCUCAACACAAAGAUGAAUCCCGAAUCCAGGACGGCGCUGCCGCAGCUCGCCUUCAACGGCUUCAAGUCGCGCUUCCGCGAGCCCAAAGCCAAGGAGGGCUUCCAGGACGUGACGGAGCUGGAGUUCAAGUUCCGUGGCACGAGGGAGGAGCAUGGCGUGUGGGCACGGUACUGGAUCUAA